Messenger RNA from Gigantopelta aegis, 7358 nucleotides. RefSeq lists its product as uncharacterized. The coding region runs from base 1 to 7236 and encodes 2411 amino acids. NCBI's taxonomy places the organism in Eukaryota, Metazoa, Mollusca, Gastropoda, Neomphalida, Peltospiridae. The record is from RefSeq and is a predicted model, not a curated record. Gene Ontology annotation, molecular function: signaling receptor activity. The transcript has 49 exons.
AUGUGUCUAGUCACUGACUGGGAUGGGACAGGGAGUCUUGGGGAUACAAUCGCUCUACAACUGAGGCACACCACGCUCCAAAUUCCGUCUCAACCAGAGAAACUGAUUGGUAAUAUGUUAAAGAGUAGCCCUCGAACAAACUUCUGGGUAGGACUCCGAUAUAACGUUCAGAGAAAAACGUGGUCUUGGAUUGAUAAAACUCCGUACACUAAAACAACGGCUCACUGGAUGAGAAACGUCGAGCAGAAACCAAACGCGCGCCAAGUCCGGUAUUACAUCUGUGCCAUGAUGUACAGCUACCCGCCAUACCAGGGACAGAUUCAGAUGACAAAUUGCUUGGGAUCUAUAUCCACAAUGUGUAGACGGUCGGCUGACACGUAUGACCUGUGCAAUGAGGAUGAUGGCUGGAUCGACGUCAACGGGAAAUGUUUCAAAUUGUUCAACGACAAGGCCACGUGGGACGAAGCGCGCGCCCUCUGUCGGCAGAACUACGGCGACCUGUACGCGCCGCAGAGUCAGACGCAGGUCCUCAUGUACGGGGACAUGGUCGACUGCAAGGUCAAGGCCAACAACCUGUGGACGGGAUUCUCUGACAGGAGCCGACCUGGUGUUUAUCAGAACACAAAUGGCCAAUCAAUGCGAUAUAGAGUGUUUGCACCUUAUUACACUCAAUUCCCUUCACGUGGAAAGUCUUGCUUGAUGUCUAUACCCUCGUACAACUUUUAUUUUGCUGGUGAGCUGUGCACAGAGGAACAUAAGUUUGUCUGUGAAAAACCAUAUGACAGAAAGCAAGCCGACAUUCUGACUUGGGUUGAUGGUACGGUUGUGAACACAUCAUACACAAACUGGGAUAAAACAUUCCCCAACCCUCAGGCAAACAGGUCCGACUGUGGAAUCAUCAAACCAGCACAUUAUAGUUCAGCACAAAUGAAUGUUGUGGGAGAUAUUCCGAAGGAAAUCUCCCAGUCCCCUGUUUCCAUCAGCAAAAUCCUGACACAAAUUCUGCAGUCUGCUUUGCAUCUGCUGAGUGGACCUCUUCACCCUCUUCCUAGGUGGUUCACCUCGCUGAUGUUGGAGGAUGAGACCCAUCUUAAUGCCACGCUACAACCACCCUCCCAGUACCUGAAGUGCGAGCCGCACUGGUCUCUAAGGGGAAGUAACUGCUACCGUGUUGGUCCCUCGAGGAACUGGACUGAUGCCAGAGCUAACUGUACAAACUAUGGAGGAGACCUCACCACUAUAGCUGAUGAAUACGAAAACUCAUUGCUCAUUCACUAUCUGUCUGGCAUGGACAGUUUCUGGAUCGGGCUGAAGCGUGAUACAAGCCUUACAUCAAGUCAGUUCUUCUGGGUGGACAAUACCAAGGUGACAUUUUCAAACUACUUUCCAUAUGGAUCAACAGAUGUGAAUUCCAGUUUAGAUUGUGUGGAGAUAGUUAUCAACUCAACCCCAUUCCCUGGGGCCUGGAAUGCCAGCAAGUGCUCAAUGGAGAAACCUUUUGUUUGCAAAACUACAGCAAUUGGUGCAACACCAAAUCCUUCUGCUCCUCCAACAGUUCCCUGGUCAUACAGGUGUGGUCCUGGUUGGGUGUUUGACAACUCUAUGAGCACCUGCUAUAAAGUGUUGACAGGUGACAGACUGAUCUGGACCGAGGCACGGGCCGACUGUCGACGGAGAGGAUCGGAUCUUGCCAGCAUAGAUGGGCCAAAAGAGCAGUUAAGAAUUGAAGCUGCGAUAUACAGAAGCCAGUUAUCGACUGACCAAAAUAACUUCUGGAUUGGUGCGAAUGACCAGUCAAAGGAAGGGGGCUGGGAGUGGAGUGAUGCGUGGCCAUUUCGAUUCCUUCACUGGCACUCAGGAGAACCAAACAAUGCACUGGCGGGAGAGAACUGUGCCGAGAUGGUGUCUGCGUGGAACUAUGAGUGGAAUAAUCAGAACUGCAACACAAAGAAUCCGUGGAUCUGCAAGAAAAUGGCAUCACUUCCAUCCACCAUUUCACCAGUCACUAUGGCGUCAACCAUGACUACAGGUCACUGUAAAGCUGAAGCUAUGAUAUCUGGGGUGUACAGUUUACCAGAUAAGGGCAAUGCACUCACUGCCAGCUCUCAUCGAGAUGAAUCGCACAAAGCCAUCAAUUCCAGGCUCUAUUCAGGAAGCAAAGGAGCCUGGUCAUCCCAGACCAAUACAGUGUCUAAAGAGUGGAUUGCUGCUUCCUUUUACAAUGUGAUCAUCAUGCAGGGUGUUAUCAUAGCCGGCCGGUCAGACACCAAUGAGUGGGUAACCGCGUUCAAGCUCCAGUACCAGUAUGACUAUUUCUCCGCCUGGUACUGGUAUGAAGACCCACCAGGAACUCCUAAGAUAUUCAAAGGAAAUACUGAUGCCAUACAGAGCAAAACCAUAACACUAAGUUUCCCAAUAGAGGCGAAGACAUUAAGACUUGUCCCGACACAGUUUCAUAAAGGCAUUUCUCUCAGAUGGGAAAUAAUGGGUUGUAUUGAAGAGGAUUGUAUGGCUGAGUAUGGAAUCAGUGGACCUCUGUAUGUGGACAAGAACGCCUUCCAGGCAUCAACAACACUGGACCCCAAGCAUGCAGCGUCCUUCGUCCCACUGAACCCUAACUCCGCUAACUACACCAUGUCCUGCUGGAAACCACAACCCACUGACACAGCUCCGUGGAUUCAGGUGGACCUAGGCACCAUUAAAGUCAUCCGAGGUGUCACCACUCGUGGCAACCCGUUCGCUGCGGAAUGGGUGUCACAGUUUAAACUUAGCUACAGAAUUGAAGAUGGUUCAACUUCGUAUGCUUACUAUAUGGAGCCUUAUGGAACUGUUAUGGUGUUUACAGGUAAUACAGACAGCAAUACGUCAGUGACCUCGUUUCUCAAGUCACAUAUCAAGGCUCAGCUGGUGAGAAUAGUUGUAGUUUCCUCCGCUCAGACUGCGGCCCUGAGGUUCGAUCUGCUCGUCUGUCCAAUCACAUGUCGCGAGAUCCCACUGAUCAGUGGUCCACACCCAAUACCCGACAGUCAGCUGAACGCAUCGUCAUAUCUCAACAAUGAGCACGGGGUGGCGAGAUCACGCCUCAAUGUCCCGUCUCAUGGGGACUUCGCUGGGGCGUGGGAGGCUGAGUACACCAAUACACAUCAGUAUAUACAGGCUGAUCUAGGGCGAGUUGUUCAGAUUACAGCAGUGGCGACCCAGGGCCGGGCAGACCACGCCCAGUGGGUGAAGAGUUACAUGAUCAGCUAUUCAUCAGAUAGAGUCACGUGGUACCCAUACUAUGAGGGAAGAUCCAAGAAGGUUUUUGCUGGAAACUGGGACCAGACCAGUGUGAGAAAGCAUUACCUUGUGAUACCUGUCAACACGAGGUUCAUCCGCCUGUGGCCUAUCUCCUGGCAGGACAGAAUUUCACUCAGGUGGGAGCUCUAUGGAUGUCCAGGCCCAAUGUCUGGGUUAAAGAUUCCUGGUUGCUAUGCCGAUGUUACGACAGCAAGAGAUCUCCCAUAUGAGCCACUCAUGAACCCAACAGCCGGGAUGUGGCCUCCUGCCUGUCUCCACCAUUGCUACCUGAAGGGCUAUUUUUAUGCUGGGCUACAAGCCGGGUACAAGUGUUUCUGUGGGAACUCAUAUGGCAAGUAUGGAAUCUCAGCGGAAAACUGCUCCAUGCCCUGUUUUCCCCAUCCCAGGUUCAAAUGUGGUGGACAGACAUCAAAUGUCAUAUACAGUACUGGAUUGUCUACAGAACGGAUCUGUCCACAAGGCUGGAAGUCGUUCGGCGACAACUGCUACUUCCUCUUCAAUGACAAGAAAUCGUGGACUGAUGCUCGAGCCAACUGUCAGCUGGAGGCCGCCGAGCUGGUGUCCAUCAACAGUCAACAUGAACAGGACCUGGUAGUCUCGCUCAUGGCUAAAGGGUGGAACGAUGUGUGGAUUGGCUUUAACGAUCUUCAGUAUGAAAUGGUGUUUGAAUGGUCCAAUCAUAAAGAAGUGAAAUUCACCAACUGGGAUAUCAACCAACCAGACACAAGAAGUGGCACCUACCAAGACUGUGUCUUCCUGUUGUUCAAGACAAAUGGCUGGCAAACCAGUAUCUGUACAAUACCCAAGAAAUAUAUCUGUAUGGCUCCCAAGAGAACUGCUGUGGAUGUGCCUACUCAGGCCCCGGGGGUAGAUGGCUGUGAGUUUGGUUGGGAUGGUUACCGCUGGUCCUGCUAUCUGUAUGUUGGUGAAAGACGAUCAUGGUCUGCAGCAUCAAAAGCUUGCCGGUCUUUUGGUGCAACCCUUGUCCGCAUUGAUGACAGGUAUGAACAAGCUUACCUGGCUAGUGCUCUUGGAUCAAGGAAAGGUUUCUACUGGUCAGAUAUCUCAGAUGCAUCUCAUCCUGGUCUCUUCACAAUGGCCGAUGGAAACAUCAAGUUAAAACAAACUAACUGGGCUAAGAAUAAACCAGAUCGGAAUGGACACUGUGUUGCUCUUGGGACCGGGCCGAACUCGGGUCUGUGGUACAACAGUAUGUGUAACGACUCGUAUGGGGCGGUCUGUGAGCGGCAGAGAGUUGGGCCUCAGUACACACCGCCUGCCACUCCCCCGCCUACCUCCCCCACAGUUCCAUGUGCAGCCAACUGGAUCGAUCUGUCUGGAUACUGUUAUCAGGUGAACUCUGUUCCUUUUAAUCUCGCUGUACCAUGGUCAAAUGCUCGGGCAGACUGUUUGUCCCAGGGGGCAGACCUUGCCAGCUUCCAUAAUGCCUCAACACUGGACUAUUUAUGGAGGAAUAAUCUUAUAGGGGAGAGUGUUAAUUUCUGGAUUGGUCUGAAUACUCUAAGAGGAGGAGCAGGCAGUGGGCAGACAGGAUACACCUGGAGUGAUGGCUCAUCUGUGGACUUCUUGAACUGGGAUACGGGAGAACCCAGCAGUCUGAAUGGGGAGGACCAGUGUGUGGAGGUGCUGGUUGGUAAGGGAAGAUACAACGACCAGGCCUGUCAGAGAAAGAGGAGCUGGAUUUGUGCCAUCAAGAAAGGAAAGUCUGUGAUACCAAGAUCGACCAUCAUGGUGCCAUCAGCAGGUCCCGCUGGCAGCUGUGGUAUUGGUUGGGAUCGCUGGGUGUCAUACAACAACAACUGUUAUUUUGUCGGUGAUGGCUCGGGAGAUGGGUCGUUGACAUGGCGACAGGCUCGACACUUCUGUCAAGAGAAUGGAGGAGAACUAGCAUCCAUCACCUCAAUGGGAGAGGAAUAUUUUGUCUGGAAUUUGGUAAAGAACGUCAGUUUGAUUAGUCUCUGGAUAGGCCUGUCUGAAGUUGAUUAUGACUACGGUUACAGGUGGUCUGACGGAAGCCCUGUGUCUCUAGUUCACUGGAGUAAGGGAGAGCCGAAUGACUAUGGUGGGGAAGAGGCCUGUGCUGAUAUGUUUGUUUUCAAUGGUAAAUGGAAUGAUGAACACUGCAGUGUCAAACAGGGUUUUGUCUGCAAGCGAUACAACGGCCCAGUAACAACCCCCAAACCGACCCCCACUAAUCUUCCUGGUUACUGCCCUGCAGGAUUUAACCAGUUUGGAAACAAGUGUUACAGAGUGUAUGGUAUAGCUGACAGCCAGAAGGUCAACUUUAUGACAGCCAGGUCAAACUGUAAGGCAUUAGGUUUUGGGUAUGACCUUGCCAGUAUAACCAGUUUCAGGGAGCAAGCCUAUAUAACAACUCUGCUGAGUGAAAUAUCAUUUGAAGUGUGGAUCGGACUGAGAAAGAUUUGGAGGGCCAAUGGACUCGUACUACAGUGGAUCGAUAAUGAGGAUAUAACUUACACUAACUGGAAUAAAGGAGAACCUAAUGGAUCAGACAAAGAGAAAUGUGUUGAAAUGUACAGUGCCACUGAACGGGCUGGUGAAUGGAAUGACGUACAGUGUGGAUUGCAUUUUGGAUAUGUAUGUCAGACCCGGAAAAAGUCCAGUAUAACCACACCAGAGCCUGUUCCUAACCCAUGUGACGGCCGACCAGGCUUCAAGGCUUUAGGUGAAGACUGUUUCCGACUGUCUAACACCACCAUGACCUGGAACAAUGCUAAAAAGUACUGCGCCGGUCUGGGAGCAUUCCUUCCAAGUAUCAAUAAUCCAUAUGAAAAUGCCUACAUGACCCUAAUGGUGACGGAUAACAGAAACACUUACGCCUUUUGGAUAGGACUGAAUGACUUGAAGAAAAAUGGAACUUAUGAGUGGGUAGAUAGGUGGCCAGUUGUCUACACCAAGUGGAACAAGAUGGAGCCAGCUAAAGGUCCAGGAGAAGGCUGCGUCUCCAUGGACACCACUGGACAAUGGACUGACGAUGAUUGUUCUAAGAAACUGCAGUUUGCUUGCAAGAUCUCAAAUGGACAACAACCUUUUACUGUUCCACCAUUAAACGGUUUGUGUAUUCAUCCAUGGGUACCAUAUGGUAAUAACUGCUACCUGUUCCGAGCUCAGCACUGGGUGAAGUAUGACAAGGCUCUAUUCAGAUGUCUGCAGCAUGAUGCAGACUUGGUAUCCAUACAUGACAACCAAACCAGCAGUUUUCUUUUGACCCAGAUCAAGAAGGUUACAUCUCACAAAGUGUGGAUCGGACUGUACAGAUCAGAAUCGGGUGGUUUCUCCUGGCAUGACAACAGUCCUCUUCAGUUCACCAACUGGUCGCCAGGGGAACCGACGCGGGUCAAUGAACACGGUGUUGAAGAACACUGUGGGGAGAUGUUCAUGAGUGGAGCCUGGAAUGAUGAGGACUGUAACUCAAAACGGGGAUACAUUUGUCAAAGACCUAAAGAUGUGGUUCAUCAACAAACAUUUCCAAAUCUACCAGGACAACUGAGGACUUCAAAUUCUGGAGUCACGUGGCCAAAUAUUCUCACCAAUCAAAAGACACCACCGUUGUUGAAAAGCACCACACAACAUGGAAGUGGGCUUCAAACUAAUCCACCAAUGAAGACAAAUCCACCAAUGAAGACAAAUCCACCAACGAAGACAAAUCCACACUCCCAGAGCCAAAGCCUGGCCCCCACACAGUCAGCCCAAACAGGAUCACCCUCUCUUGGACAAGGUGGAGUGGCAGCCAUUGUUGUAGGCAGUUUGCUGUUUAUUUUCAUUGUAGUGAGUGUUGUGUACUUUGUGAUGCGAAGACGCAGAGCAACCUUUAAUUUUGGAAUAUUUGGCAAUGUAGGAUUUGAGAACAAGAUGUACAGUAAUCCAGAAGAAUCAAUAGAAACAGAGACUUGAUUUAUCUUCAGUGAAAAAUUAAUACAUAGCAUCAUUCCAAUUCAAUGAAGAAUCAUUACAGAAAUAUUAAAAUUUCAUUGAAGAAUUAUAAAGAAAUAUUAAAACUGCAUUGAAGAAUCAUU